GAAGACGUUCACACAUGACAGUGACCAAGCGAAACAGACCGAGAGUCAAUGAAAAAGUAGUUUACAUUCUACAGAGAAUAUACGAUCACCAUGAGUAUACCAACAAGAACAUCGAGAACGUCACGAUUUUCUUCCAAAGUCUUUGUCGCGACAGAAGGAGACACCGAGUUAACACGGUUUCAUUAUCGUCAAUCAAGUAUCACCGAAUCGUGUGUGUCGAAGUGUUUUCCGCCGGACCAGCCGGCUGAGCUUUAAGCAAGCAUUCACUGAUAAAUUAAGGAGCGAUCGCGGCGAUUGACACAGUCCGUAGCUACCAUCGGUUUAACGUGGAUGUCAGUCCGGUUCGCGGAGCAAGGGAAAACUUCCGCGACGAAUUCCGUGGGUCCGUUGCCGGGUCGUCAGUGUACUUUUCAUGACGGUAGGAUCCAUUCGACAGUUUCAACGCCGGACAAUCGAGAUUCGUCGCGCGGAAGCGGUGAAACGAACGAAAAAUGCCUGAAACCGGGUUGCAGAUGACCGAAGUGAAUAUAGAUAAUGGAACCUUCUUGCCGGAGAGCGCGAAGGCCCAGGAGAGUAAAAGGGGCGCGAAUCUCACGUACGGCAUCGACGACGUGCCGCCAUGGUAUCUGUGCCUGUUCAUGGCUCUUCAGCAUUAUUUGACCAUGAUCGGGGCGAUCGUCUCGAUUCCCUUCAUCCUGACGCCGGCUCUCUGCAUGGCGGAAGACGAUCCGUCGAGGAGUUACAUAAUCUCCACUAUGAUCUUCGUUACCGGGCUGGUGACUUUUUUCCAGACUUCGAUCGGAUGCAGGCUGCCAUUGGUACAAGGAGGAACCAUAUCGUUUCUAGUCCCAACGUUAGCGAUACUGAAUCUUCCACAGUGGAAAUGCCCCGCGCCGGAAGUGCUGGAGGAGAUGUCUGCCGAGAACCGAACGGAACUGUGGCAGGUCAGAAUGAGGGAGCUCUCGGGCGCCAUUGCUGUGUCCUCGUUGUUCCAAGUGGUCGUCGGGUUCGGAGGAAUUAUCGGUUACCUGUUGAAAUUCAUAACGCCGCUCACAAUUGUGCCAACCGUCUCGCUAGUGGGGCUGUCUCUCUUCGAGAACGCGGCUGACGCAGCGUCGCAACAUUGGGGCAUCGCGGUAGGGACGAUAUUGAUGUUGACGAUGUACUCGCAAGUAUUGGUGAACGUGCCGUUCCCGAUUUUAAUGUACCGCAAAGGCGAAGGGGUGCGAGUCGUCUGGUUCGAACUGUUCAAACUGUUCCCGGUGUUGCUGACGAUAGUGGUCAUGUGGAUAAUCUGCAUAAUUUUAACUGUAACCGACGCUCUGCCAGUGGGUCAUCCGGCGAGGUCAGACAGCAAGCUGAAGAUCCUCAGCCAGUCACCAUGGUUUAGGGUGCCUUAUCCUGGCCAGUGGGGUACUCCAACCGUGACUCUGUCUGGUGUGCUUGGCAUGCUGGCUGGAGUUCUAGCCUGCACCGUGGAAUCUAUCAGUUAUUAUCCCACGACGUCCAGGAUGUGCGGCGCCCCUCCUCCCCCGGUUCACGCCAUUAACCGUGGCAUGGGCAUAGAGGGCCUCGGCACCAUGUUAGCCGGCCUCUGGGGCAGCGGAAACGGUGCCAACACCUUUGGGGAGAACGUUGGCACGAUAGGUGUAACAAAAGUUGGCAGUCGCAGAGUGAUCCAGUGGGCGUGCGGAUUGAUGAUACUGCAGGGAUUAAUUAGCAAGUUGGGCGCCGUGUUCAUCAUCAUUCCCGAGCCAAUAGUCGGUGGAAUAUUCUGCGUGAUGUUCGGGAUGAUUUGUGCCUUUGGUCUCUCCGCGUUGCAGUACGUAGAUUUGAAUUCAGCGAGGAACCUUUACAUCCUUGGCUUUUCUAUCUUCUUCCCUCUGGUGUUGUCGAAAUGGAUGAUUAAACACUCGGACGUGAUACAGACCGGAAACGACAUAGCGGACGGCGUGAUCACGGUGUUGCUCAGCACGACCAUCUUAGUCGGGGGUGUAGUAGGGUGCGUGCUGGAUAAUGUUAUACCAGGCACACCCGAGGAACGUGGGCUCAUAGCUUGGGCAAACGAAAUGGCACUGGAAACUGACAGCGAUGACAAACAGGAGCAAGGAGAAUACGUGUACAAUACGUUCGAUUUUCCAUGUGGAAUGGGCCUUAUGAGGAGAUGGAAGUGGACGAGAUACGUGCCAUUUUUACCGACGUACCAGCCUGGAAUUUAUUCUUGUGGCCAGAAGAGACAAUGAAUGUCAAAUUGUUUUUAAAUUAUUGGAUAACUGUACGAAGAAUGAUCGUAUGGGAGCCUGCACUGCUGCGUGUGCGUCGAGUAUAUCGAUGUGAAUGAAUAUUGCACUACAAGGGAAAUAAAACAAAUUUUGUACAAAGA
Nomia melanderi (Alkali bee) is the source of this 2383-nucleotide messenger RNA. Its product is annotated as solute carrier family 23 member 1. The record is from RefSeq and is a predicted model, not a curated record. NCBI's taxonomy places the organism in Eukaryota, Metazoa, Arthropoda, Insecta, Hymenoptera, Halictidae. Gene Ontology annotation, cellular component: membrane. Gene Ontology annotation, molecular function: transmembrane transporter activity. Gene Ontology annotation, biological process: transmembrane transport.